Molecule: messenger RNA, 857 nt
Organism: Siniperca chuatsi (mandarin fish)
Lineage: Eukaryota; Metazoa; Chordata; Actinopteri; Centrarchiformes; Sinipercidae
Gene: lin52
Product: lin-52 DREAM MuvB core complex component
Exons: 6
Coding region: 134-472 (112 amino acids)
Biological process (GO): regulation of DNA-templated transcription
Cellular component (GO): DRM complex
Source: RefSeq, a predicted model, not a curated record
AUGUGACAACUGUCUUCGGGCGAAGCAGCAUUAUGUGUAUUUUGAAUCUAUCUGUCUGAUCUACACCGCUACACGUCAGCUCCGAGGACGGCCGUUGCCAUUGGUUGUCGUUUAUCACGUGUUUAUUCUGAAGAUGGCGUCUCCAAAUGGAGGUGACGAUUUUGAGUCCUCUUUGCUGAGUUUUGAGAAGUUGGACAGAGCGUCACCAGACCUGUGGCCAGAGCAGUUGCCCGGAGUUGCAGAAUUUGCUGCAUCUUGUAAAAAUCCCAUCACUAAUUCGCCCCCCAAGUGGAUGGCCGAACUAGAGAGUGAGGACAUUGAAAUGUUGAAAGAGCUGGGUAGUCUGACCACAGCCAACCUGAUGGAGAAGGUCAAAGGACUUCAGAACCUCGCUUACCAGCUGGGCUUAGAGGAGUCCAGGGAAAUGACCAGGGGGAAGUUUCUGAACAUCUUGGAGAGGCCCAAGAAGUGACAAGUUGGGGGAUUUUUUUGCAAGCAACAGGAAAUUUGGGACUGCAAGGUGAAUCUGAUGCGUUUACCAAUAAUAUGCUCUGAACAUGUUCAGACCUUCACAACAAAGUUCAAAGACUUUGCACUCAAACCGUUAAGUGGGAGCAAAAUGCUCACUCCCACAGCUGAGGUCUUCUCUCCAACCUCCUCAGUGCACCUGUUGUCCUCCUAGAUAGAAGGCUUUACAUUUAUGGAAAUUUCAAAUGAUUUAUUACGUCCUCUGAAUUUCUCUCUAGCUUGUAGAUCUGCUUUGAUUAAAUGUUCCCUAUUUAUUUCUUAUUUCUAUUUUAAACAUGAUUUACAUUUUUUGCAAUUUGUGAAGUUGUAUAAUAAAGUUUUAAAACGAA